Molecule: messenger RNA, 755 nt
Organism: Ruditapes philippinarum (Manila clam)
Lineage: Eukaryota; Metazoa; Mollusca; Bivalvia; Venerida; Veneridae
Exons: 5
Coding region: 14-643 (209 amino acids)
Biological process (GO): mitochondrial translation
Cellular component (GO): ribosome; mitochondrial small ribosomal subunit
Molecular function (GO): small ribosomal subunit rRNA binding; structural constituent of ribosome
Source: RefSeq, a predicted model, not a curated record
GACUUCCAUAUUUAUGCGUCUGCGUUUUCGUCUAUGCCAAAAAAAGAUGGCUGCGCCCAUGAGGAAGACACUAACGUUUUCAAAGUUAUCUUGUCAUCGUAUAUUUGGAGGUAUUGGAAGCGUUAGGGCAGCUAGUAACCGUUACGACAAAGACAGAACUCCAGCUCAAAGACAAAAGGUUAGUCCUGAACAUAUAGAGAAGACUGCAGGGCCAUGGAAAAACUAUACAGAUUUGAAUGCAUGGAGAAGACGUCCAAGACAUAGUGACUCAACGCCUUACGACCCACAAAAAGUCACAAAGCUAUUGGAGGAAAUAGAUUUCUCUACUAAGGAUGACAUGCCUAUAGAUAUUCCAGAUCCAUAUGAAGAAAAACCAAAGCGUUGUAUUCUAUGCCAGCACAAAGUUGAAGUGUCUUAUAAGAACACUCAGUUGUUGAGUCAGUUUGUUUCCACAUAUACAGGAAGAAUUUAUGGACGGCAUGUGACAGGACUAUGUUAUCAUAUGCAGAGAGAAAUAGCACGAGAAGUACGGAAGGCAAGAAGAUUUGGUUUCAUGCCAAGGUUGUACAAAGAACCCAAAUAUAUGAAGGAUCCUGCUUUGUUCAACCCCUUCCAGAAGAAAACAUACCCAUAUGGACAAUAAUUCUCGUUUUGUAUAAUUUUGUAAAUUUUUAUUGGAUGAUUUAUUAUUCAAUACACAGUUUACUGUUAUGAUGUAAAUGCUUCAAAUAUAUGAAUAAAAACACACAUUUGUA